Molecule: messenger RNA, 156 nt
Organism: Sclerotinia sclerotiorum 1980 UF-70
Lineage: Eukaryota; Fungi; Ascomycota; Leotiomycetes; Helotiales; Sclerotiniaceae
Exons: 1
Coding region: 1-156 (51 amino acids)
Source: RefSeq, a predicted model, not a curated record
AUGGGAUUUAUGGUGCCCUACAAAGCUAUUUUAGCUCAUGGACUAUCACAGACCGCAAGAUAUAUCAGAUUUACAACCGGUCCAAACAAGCGUAUGAGCUCCAACAACAAGUAUGUUAGGGAAUACAUCAUUCCAUGUUCUAUUUCUGUAGUUUAA